This is a messenger RNA of Labeo rohita (rohu), 2831 nucleotides long. RefSeq names its product nicolin 1 (gene nicn1). The coding region runs from base 157 to 783 and encodes 208 amino acids. The transcript has 7 exons. The record is from RefSeq and is a predicted model, not a curated record. Lineage: Eukaryota; Metazoa; Chordata; Actinopteri; Cypriniformes; Cyprinidae. Gene Ontology annotation, cellular component: nucleoplasm.
AGAGCCAUGCGGAACUGCAACUAUCAACACAUGAGACCAUAAAGCCUCAUAAAGCUGCUUCCAAUUCCUGCACAGAUGACUGAAAUGACACUGCUGCUCUAAAGCGCCUCAGCACCAUUUAAGGGCACGUCUCGGCUAUUAAAUACAAGGUCGAUCAUGAGUGCUAAAGCAGUGAGCUGCACAAUAAAAUCACCUGUCGCUCUGCAGAUUGGAGAUGCUGUAUCUGAUUCAUCUCGCCCUGGCGUCUAUAUAACAGACAUCAACCUCGCUGAGCCUGUGAACAUUCAGGAAAUCUCUUUCAAGAACUACUACGCGGCGUAUUUGACGGUCCGUUUGCAGCGGAGAGAGGAUGGUUCUGCUAAGUGGGUCACUUGUUUGAGAAACUACUGCCUCAUGAGCAACCCACACGCUGAGGCCGGAUCACAUGACUAUUUCUCCAUCUACAGACAACAGAUGUUGACAGAGCCUGAUAACGUGACGACAGUGAGACUCAUCUUGCGACAGCCCUCCUCAGAAUGGCUCAAUUUCAGCAUUGAGGAAAUAAACAUUUACCCGUGUGCAAAAGAGGACUCAGAGCGAGACGUUCCUGUCUGGUUAUCCACUCUCACACCUGUAGACGAACCUCUUGAUUUGAACGGACUUCCUGAUCCAGAGACAGUUUCCUCCAGCAUUCAGCAGAUGUGGGCACUCACUGAAAUAAUGCAGGCAAGCCAAACGGCAGCUUCAAUUGGACGUUUCGACGUGGAAGGCUCCUAUGACGUCAAAUUACUGUCGUACACAUGACGGGAAAGCUGAAAACUGAACCAUACUACAAAUUCAUCGACUGUUUAUUCAGUUUAGAAUUGAAUUUCUUGAGCUACUGACUACUUGCACUGAGAUAGUUGUAUUUAAAAUUGUACUUAUUAUUUAUAUAGUGUGUUUUAUUGAUAUUUUAUCCCACUUAAUAUUUAUUUUAAGGUUUCAGAAUAGUUUAGCUUACUUCACAUGAAAACUUGUCUAUCUAUCUAUCUUAUUUGUCCCAUAACAGCGGGCACAGCCAUUUGUAAGUUUUAUGGGUCUGGUUUCAGGUCUCAUCAUCAUUCAGCUAUUUUUAGCUGUGCUUGUUAUUUGCAAAUUAGUGUCUUAACAUAUUUUAAUGUAUCUUAAUUAUGAACACACAAACCGUUUUACCGUUUACUGCAAUUUGUUAUUCUUCUGGUUACUUCCCUACAGCGGCUAAUUAACCGGAAGUCUCGCUCGUAGGCUUAUCCCGCGUCGAAGAAUAAGGUGUAUAUUUUUUUCUUUCAGCACAGUAUUAUGUAUAAUACACACAAACGAUUGAAAAUUCAUUCGUCGAAAGUUAUGAAGAGCCCGUAUCUCAUCAGUUGAUGUGUAAAUUAGCAAGACUGCUUUGCGCAUUUGUGUUCACAUUCAAUAAAAAUAAUCUUCCAUGCGUUCAAAUGUUUCUCAUUCAUCUUAGACUCCGUCGUUUGUAAAUAAUACUAAUGAAUCUCAGUAACGUUAUGUAAUUACAUUGAUGUACAGUGUAGGCUUCUUUCUUAAGAUUUAUUGUCAUAUUUUCAGCACGGAGUUAGAUAAAUAGGCUACUGUUGUACCACGUAACGGCAACCUAAAUAUUAAGAUAACCGUCAUGUUGAAGUUUUAAAGAGACAUCAAUCUAGCCAGACUUCACUAUCGUAUCUUUUGACGUCUGUUUUCAAAUGUUAAUGAAAUACGUCUCACUUUGUGUUAAUUAAAACUCAAUGGACAUGUUCAUGGUUGCCAGGCAGUAAUCAAGAGCAGCGCUGCUUCCUAAUGCUAAUCAUUGGAAAUCAAUGGUCGGCGUCCAAGAGGAGCCUCCAUCUGUCUCUGCUGGCAUCUCGCGUACAUCAGAGAGACCAUCGUCUAUGCAACAUUAGCCUGCAAAUGGAGCGCCGCGAUUCCGUACCCACAAUGUCGGGCGAAAAGAUCUUUCUUGUGCAGAAUCCGAUGGAUGAUAUUCGUAAGUUAAACUCUCUUAAGUGACUAAACGGCGUUGUGUGUCAGUUUGAGUCAUUUUAUUAUCUGCAGCGUGAGCUACGCCUAUGUUUUUUUUUUUUAAAUAGCGCUGGGUUUUAUAUGAAUUUAAUGUGUCAUCAUAAUUAUAACUUUUUCAAAGCACUUCAACUUAAAGUUUAUUCAUUUUACUUACCAAGAUUCGCACGGUUCAUUUGCUUGUGUCUCCAAUAGAUGGCAGCAGAUAAACACGUAAACAAAUGACGUAAACAAAAUGAUCACCUGCCAGUUUGGAGAUAGCAAUUUUAAAUAUUUCACAGUCUUAACACCCACAUUUAAUCCAUUUUGAUGACACGACUGUUAGUCAAAAACUGGGAAAUAAUCUAUCCACGUAAGUAAAAAAAUCUGUUUAUUAUGAUAUAUGUGACCCUGGACCACAAAACCAGUCAUAAGUGUCAAUUUUUCAAAAUUGAGCUUCAUACAUCAUCUGAAAGCUGAAUAAAUAAGCUUUUCAUUGAUGUAUGGUUUGUUAGGAUAGGGCAAUAUUUCAACAAUUUCAGUAUAUGGAAUCUGAGGGUGCAAAAAAUUCAAAAUAUUGAGAAAAUCUCCUUUGAAGUUUACCAAAUUAAGUUCUUUGCAAUGCAUAUUACUAAUCAAAAAUUAAGUUUUGAUACAUUUACAGUAGGAAAUUUACAGAAUAGCUUCAUGGAACAUGAUCUUUACAUAAUUUCCUAACGAUUUUUGGCAUAAAAGAAAAAUCUAUAAUUUUGACCCAUACAAUGUAUUUUUGGCUAUUGCUACAAAUAUAGCCCAACGACUUAAGACUGGUUUUGUGGUCCAGGGUCACAUAUAAGCCG